AUGACUUCAGCCAACGUCGCCGAGCUUCAGGCGGAGGUCAACCGUCUUCGCCAUGAGCUCGAGACAGUAAAGGUUGGCCAGGAUACCGGCGACCAAAUCUACGUCGGAAGCUAUCUGCUCGAGCGUCUUGCCCAGCUGGGCGUCACAUCUAUGUUUGGUGUGCCCGGAGACUUCAACCUGGGCUUCCUGGAUCUUGUAGAAGAUCACAAAACCAUCGAGUGGAUCGGAAACUGUAAUGAACUGAAUGCUGCAUACGCAGCGGACGGUUAUGCACGCGUCAAAGAUCAGAGCAUCGGUGUUGUGUUGACUACAUUCGGUGUAGGAGAACUCAGCGCAAUCAACGGCAUUGCGGGUGCCUUCUCCGAGCAUGUCCCCGUCCUACACAUCGCUGGUGUACCCAACACCGCGCAACUCAAAAACAAGCCGAUGCUCCAUCACACCCUGGGUGACGGCCGCUUCGACGCAUACACGAAGGCUGCCGAGCUGUUCACCGCCUCGCAAGCCACCCUCAUGAACAAGUCCACGGCAGCGGCCGAGAUCGACCGCGUUCUGACUGACUGCAUUGUCCUUGGCCGGCCUGUUUACCUCACACUCCCCACCGAUAUUUGUUACGAAAAAAUCCCCUCGGGGCGCCUGCGCGUCCCCUUGUCGAAGGAGCCUCCCGAAAACGACCCUGAUGUCGAGAACUUCGUACUGGACGAGAUCGUCCGGUUACUGAAAGACGCCGGUCAGGAUGCCAUCAUCCUCACCGAUGCCUGUGCGAUCAGACAUCAUGUGAAGGAAGAACUCAAGGAGCUCCUGGUGAAGACGCAUUACCCUGUGUUCUCGGCUCCUAUGGGGAAGACCACGGUCAAUGAGAGUUACGACCGUUACGGGGGGAUCUACGUAGGGUCUAUCAGCCACCCAGAUGUGAAGGAAAAGGUCGAAAGUGCUAAGCUCGUACUUUCGAUCGGUUCCCUGAAGAGCGACUUCAACACCGGUAACUUCACCUACAGCGUCCCACAGAGCAAGACCAUCGAGCUGCACUCCGACCACACCAUGGUCCUGCACGCCCGCUUCCCCGGGAUCGGCAUGAAGCGCCUCCUGCCAAAACUCACCGCGCGUCUGCAGCCCUUCAAGGAAGAAGCGAAGCAGCAGACCGUGCCGCUGUUCAAGCGCGUCGUGCCGAAAGAGGAGGACAACAUUAUCUCGCAGGCGUGGUGGUGGCCGCGCGUCGGCGGAUUCUUCAAGCCGAAGGACAUUGUCGUCGCGGAAACGGGCACGUCCAGCUUCGGUAUACUCGACGUGCCGCUGCCCGAGGGCGCCGUGUUCGUCAGCCAGAUUUUGUGGGGUAGUAUUGGGUGGACUGUGGGCAGUACACUCGGGGCUGCACUCGCUGGACGGGAGCUGGGGCUUGGGAGGACGAUUCUCUUCGUUGGUGACGGUAGCUUGCAAUUGACGGUGCAGGAAUUGUCGACCAUGAUCAGGACCGGCGUCAAACCGAUCAUCUUCGUCCUCAACAACAGCGGCUACACCAUCGAGCGAUACCUCCACGGCAAGUACAGAAAGUACAAUGACAUCCAGAACUGGAAAUGGACGAGCCUCCUUGAUGUCCUUGGCGGCGAGGGUAUUUCCCUGUCAUACACCGUCAAGACGAAGGAGGAGGCGGAGAAGCUGCUGGACGACCCAGAGUUCGCGAGCGCGAAGAAGAUCCAGUUGGUCGAGGUGAUCAUGCCGCAGCACGACGCUCCGCGGGGCUUGAAGGCUCAGGCUGAGCUGAGCGGGAAGACCAACCAGUAUGUGGCGGAUGCUACGUCGAUCUGA
Molecule: messenger RNA, 1803 nt
Organism: Gloeophyllum trabeum ATCC 11539
Lineage: Eukaryota; Fungi; Basidiomycota; Agaricomycetes; Gloeophyllales; Gloeophyllaceae
Product: pyruvate decarboxylase THI3
Exons: 10
Coding region: 1-1803 (600 amino acids)
Molecular function (GO): thiamine pyrophosphate binding; carboxy-lyase activity; magnesium ion binding
Source: RefSeq, a predicted model, not a curated record